Molecule: messenger RNA, 1567 nt
Organism: Annulohypoxylon maeteangense
Lineage: Eukaryota; Fungi; Ascomycota; Sordariomycetes; Xylariales; Hypoxylaceae
Product: peroxisomal membrane anchor protein conserved region-domain-containing protein
Exons: 3
Coding region: 143-1264 (373 amino acids)
Biological process (GO): protein import into peroxisome matrix, docking
Cellular component (GO): peroxisomal importomer complex; peroxisomal membrane
Molecular function (GO): signaling receptor binding
Source: RefSeq, a predicted model, not a curated record
AUAAUUUCCAAUCUUUCAAUCCGUCCGAUGUCCCAACUGUAAUUGCACGUAGCACUUUGCACACGCUCCAGUUUAUCAAACUAACCGUUAUUCAUCAUUCCAUCGUCUAAUAUGAAUCAUCGCUGAGAACUGUAUACUAAUCAUGGCAAUCCGGGAGGACGUUGUAGCCUCUGCGAUAUCUUUCUUGCAAGAUCCAAACGUAGCAUCGUCGCCCACAGAGAACAAAUUAUCCUUUCUGCGAUCAAAACAUUUGACACAAGAAGAAAUUGACGUAGCAUUUGCACGAAGUGGCUCACCGUCCGACUCUUAUUCAAACUCAACACCACCACCGCGAUAUACCCCAGCCCCGGCUCAACGUCAACCACAAUAUGGCCAAUAUCAAACUCAACCUUACGGAUGGGAAGCCCCUCCGCCAGAGCCCCCUAAGAGGGACUGGCGAGAUUGGUUCAUAAUGGCUACCGUAGUAGGCGGAGUCAGUUAUGGUUUAUACUUCAUGAGCAAGCGCUACAUAUACCCUCUUGUCUCACCGCCAACACCAGAAAAGCUAGAGCAGGAUAAGACGAAUGUUGAUGAGCAGUUCGAAAAGGCCUUCGCAACAUUAGAGCAACUAGCGAAAGACACAGACGAGCUAAAGGCUUCGGAGAAAGAACGAACCGAAAAGCUUGAUAAGGUUCUUGACGAACUAGACACAUUCAUGCGAGAUACAAAGUCUGCUAGCAGACGGCAUGAAGACGAGACGGAGAGGUUACGGGAGGAGAUGAAGGGCCUCAAGAGCAUUAUUCCUAAGUCCAUCGCGGCCAACAAGGAUUUCACGGAUAACAGAUUGAAGGAUAUCACCAACGAGGUCAAGAGUCUCAAGUCACUUAUCAGCCAGCGAAUGAACAACUCAGCCCCUACCCCUACACCCUCUCUUAGCAUCAACCGCGCAACACCGCCAGUACCAGCUAUUAGCACUAAUGGCUUCCUACUACCCGCUGGUGGCAACAUUGCUAUGCCGAGCGGCCCCUCGACCCCGGGCAUCGACUUCAUGGCUAAGGAGAUCGGUGAUGCGAAGCAAGCAUUACGCGAGGAGAAGGAAAACUCAUCUCCCCCGAGUGGCGCUAGCACGAGCAGCAGCCGACAUGAUUACUUAUCGGCGCUGGGCGACCGCAACAGCCCGUUCGGUACUGGAUCUCCCGCCACACCCAAGGCGUCGAUCCCGGCAUGGCAGAUGGCGGCGAGUGGAAAGGGAGAUGGGCAAGGAGAGGCCGGGAGCAGUUCUUAGCUUUUAAGCACUUGAGUUAUUAAUAAGUAUGCAUUAGUUGAAUCAAUCGGCGUUCUUUUGACAGGGAGUUAUCUUUUGUAAAAGGAAAGGUGGCCUAGGGCAUGCUACAUUCGAAGGCCAACUCCAUUCGACGUGACGGGCAGGGGAGCGAUGGGCGAGAGGAGGAGCGGGGAGGAGGGUAACGUAUGUACGUUUAGGACCGGUAUAAAUGAGCCUAAUAACAUAACUCAAUAAAGAGGCUUAAUAGCGUUCGUUUGACUUUGCAUCCUUGGGCUCGGUACUAUAAGUAAAUACACGUUGACU